Molecule: messenger RNA, 1287 nt
Organism: Plasmopara halstedii
Lineage: Eukaryota; Oomycota; Peronosporomycetes; Peronosporales; Peronosporaceae
Product: tyrosyl-trna synthetase
Exons: 5
Coding region: 1-1287 (428 amino acids)
Biological process (GO): tyrosyl-tRNA aminoacylation
Cellular component (GO): cytosol; mitochondrion
Molecular function (GO): RNA binding; ATP binding; tyrosine-tRNA ligase activity
Source: RefSeq, a predicted model, not a curated record
AUGAGCAAGGCCUUUGCAGCACUACGCCAACGCGGGAUGCUGGCCGCUUUGACCCAUCAGAACGCAGGUGCAUCCAUUGACAAGAUGCUGCAAAGCUCGCGUAGACCUGCUGUAUACUGUGGCUUUGACCCCACAGCGGACUCGCUGCAUUUGGGCAAUUUGCUUCAGGGUAUGGCGCUGCGCCAUUUUCAGCGUGCAGGCUUGCGUCCAAUACUGCUGGUCGGUGGUGCCACUGGUAUGAUAGGAGAUCCAAGUGGGAGAUCAGAGGAGCGUGUAUUGCUGUCGGAUGAUACAGUGGCGUACAAUGCGCAACAGAUCACCAAAGGAAUGUCGGCCGUCCUGGAUUUUGAUGAUCCUCAGACCGGUGCCAUCAUCUGCAACAACACGAAAUGGCACACGAGUAUGUCAGCAGUCGCAUGGAUGCGGAAUAUUGGCCGCCAUUUUCGCGUGAAUGCAAUGCUACAGCGCGACAGCGUGAAGAAACGCUUGGAUGCAGACCAAGGAAUAAGCUUUCUCGAGUUUUCGUACCAAUUAUUUCAAGCGUACGACUUUCUGUAUCUCUACAAGAACUAUAACUGUAUUGCACAGAUUGGCGGAAGUGAUCAAUGGGGCAACAUCGCCUCAGGCAUUGAGCUCAUUCGUAAGAGCACGGGCGAUGAGGCUUACGGAGCGACCUUAGAAUUGCUGACGACGUCAUCAGGAGAGAAAUAUGGGAAAUCUGCCGGUAAUGCGAUCUGGCUGGAUGCUCAAAAGACUUCUGUUUUCGAGUUUUAUCAAUUUUUUUAUCGCUCGGAUGACAGUUAUGUAGAGACAUUGCUGAAAAGCUUUACGUUUCGCGAUUUGAAUGAGAUACGUGACAUUGUAGCUGAACACGAACAGGCGCCUGAAAAGCGCACUGCCCAAAAAGUUCUAGCAGAAGAUGUAACCAGGAUGAUUCACGGGAAAAGUGGCUUAAAGGUAGCUUUAGAUGCUACUGAACUAUUUUUCGGGAAGAAAAACGAAAAGUUGAGUGCGGAAACGAUGAUAUGCAUGGCCGGAGACGCACCUAUGGAAACUCUAUCGUGCGCAGAUGUCAUUGAUCAUCUUUUAGUGGACCUUGCUGUGAAAAUAGGAGCAACUAAGUCAAAAGCUGAGUGUCGUCGUUUAAUCAAAGGUGGUGGCGUUUAUCUCAAUAACGAGCGCAUUGAAUGCGAAUCUCGUCGUGUUGAAUCGAUAGAUCUUCUCGAUAAUAAGGUAUUAGUAGUUCGCAUCGGCCGACGAAACAAUUUUAUUGUCCAGGUGAGAUAA